AAUAAACCGUAACGUAACCUCCUGCGAAGUCCUAACUAUAUUCCGUAGGUUUUUAACAUUCAGCUGCUUUCGAUAUUGAAGUCUGUUGAGGUUUAAACUUGAAAGGUAUUUCCACGAACCACAUCUGUCAAAAUGGAAACCAGUCCGUUCAUUCUAGAUGGAGGUCUGGCGACAGAACUUGAAGCAAGUGGAUUUCAGUUACAGGGAGAUCCACUAUGGAGUGCAAGGAUUUUGCAUACAAACCCACAGGCCAUUAAGGACGUACAUUUCAGAUUUCUUAAAAGCGGUUCUGAUGUCAUAACAACAGCCACAUAUCAGGCCAGCAUUGAGGGAUUCGUGAAAUAUCUUGGUGUCCGGCCUGAGGAGGCUCAGCAGAUGAUAAUAUCAGGGGUUCAGCUGGCAAAAGAGACCAUCCGUGAGUUCAUGUCUCACUCACCCAUAUCAGAAGACAGAAGAGAGCCUGUGGUUGCAGGUUCAGUGGGACCAUAUGGGGCAUUUUUACAUGAUGGGUCUGAGUAUACAGGGGCCUAUGAGGACAAGAUGACAAUGGAGGAGCUGAAAGACUGGCAUCGUCCACAGAUCCAGUGCUUAGUAAAAGCCGGAGCUGAUCUUGUUGCCAUGGAGACCAUUCCAGGUCUCAAAGAGGCGGAGGCUUUGGUGGAAGUACUCCGAGAAUUUCCAGAAGCUAAAGCCUGGCUUUCCUUUUCUUGUAAGGACUUUCAGAAUAUUUCAAGCGGGAGGAGAUUUUCUGAGGCGGUUCAGGUGGCUUGUAGGUCCUCACAGCUGGUUGCAGUGGGGGUGAACUGCUGUCCCGCUCCGUUAGUGGAACCGCUUCUAGAGUCAGCCAAGUCACACAAGAAAGCAGAUUUGAGCUGGGUGGUCUACCCUAAUAGUGGAGAAGGAUGGGACCCCAAGACAGGAUGGAAAAUCGAGAAACGGACAUCAUUUGCCAAACUAAGUCUUGACUGGAAAGAACAAGGGGCUUUGUGGAUUGGUGGCUGCUGUCGUGUUGGUCCUGCUGAUAUAACUGAGCUGAAACAACAACAUGACAUCAUUUAGUUUAUUCUGAAAUAAUGCAGUGAUGUACACGAAGGUGUAUAAAUAUUUUAUUUAAAAAUAAAAAGAAUACAAUAAUAAUAGACUAGA
Molecule: messenger RNA, 1146 nt
Organism: Carassius carassius (crucian carp)
Lineage: Eukaryota; Metazoa; Chordata; Actinopteri; Cypriniformes; Cyprinidae
Exons: 9
Coding region: 133-1059 (308 amino acids)
Biological process (GO): S-methylmethionine cycle
Molecular function (GO): S-adenosylmethionine-homocysteine S-methyltransferase activity
Source: RefSeq, a predicted model, not a curated record